AUGGAACAUGAUAACCAAAAAGAGGGUUUAAAGAAAUUUUCAAUGUCAGAGGAUAUACUAUUACCAUUUAAAGAAGAGAUACGAUUUACUGAUUUCGAUCUUCAUAGUGAUCUUUUAGAGGCUCUAUUAAAUAAUGGUUAUUACCAUCCAUCUCCAGUGCAGUAUCAGGUCUUAAUUCCAGGUAUAAAUGGUGAGAGUUUGCUUGUUCAGGCAAAAUCUGGAACUGGGAAAACUCUGGCUUUUUCGCUUAUCAUGAUUAAUAGAAUAUUGAACAAGUUAGAAAAUAGUACCCCAAAAAAAGAUUUAUGUGAGCUACUUUCUAUUUCAAUAGCUCCAACACGAGAGAUUUGUAUACAAAUUAAUCAAGUGGUAAAUUCAAUGAUUAGUCCACAUAGACAAAAUACUGAAUACAAUUCUAAGUAUAAGAUAAGGGCUAUUUGCUGCAUAGGUGGAACAGGAAUAUUGGAAGAUCUUAAAAAAUUCUCUGAAUAUGGAUCAGUCAUUCUAACAGCUAGUCCUGGAAGGUUAUUGCAACUUAUCGCAGAUAAAAGCUUAAUUUGCAUGAAGCCAGAAAUAUUUGAAAAGUCUCUUCUAUGUCUAACACUUGAUGAAGCUGAUCGAUUAUUUGAAGACUGCUUUUACAAUCAAACAAGAGAAAUCUUAAAAAAUUGUCUAGUAUCAUGUAAUGUACAAUUUCUUGGAUUUUCAGCUACAUUCCCACCAGAUACUUUCCAGUGCCUACUUUCUGCAUUAAAUGAGGCAGACAACUCUACAAGCAGAGUUGAUGGUCUGAAUAAUAAAAGACAAAUCAAGCAAAUACAGCUUUGUUCUUCAUUUGGAUAUAAUCCUCACUCUCUAGAAAAUGGUGAAAAAUCUAGUUGUGAUGCAGUCUACUACAAAACAGUAGAGUUUGAAAAUGAAACAGAAGAUAUAUCUGAAACAUUUUUGUCUAUAUCUAAAAAAUUAGAUUCUCCAAUUUUGAAAGGCUUAAAAUUCUAUAUAUACGAUUUAUAUAUGUCAAUAAUAUUUGACAUAGAUAUCAAUGAGGAUAAUGAUUACCAAAUAUGGUCUUACCAGAUCAAUUCUAUUCUGGAUGUUCUACUAAGAGUACCAUACAGACAGGCAUUUGUCUUUGCCAAUGACAACUCUCUUGGAUAUCGUAUUGCUGGUUCUUUAAAAAAUUAUGGGAUUCCUGCUUCAUAUACAAGUGGUAGAAGAUCGCAAACUGAAAGAGAGGAGAUCUUAUUUGCUCUCAAAUCAAAUGAUUGUAGAGUUGUUGUUUGUUCCGACUUAUUUUCUAGAGGAAUUGAUAUCUCAUCAAUUGACUUAGUAAUCAAUACAGAUAUCCCAAUUGACAAAGAAACAUUUAUUCAUCGCACUGGAAGAGCUGCAAGAUACGGCCAAAACGGAACCAUUGUAUGUAUCCCAUCACACAGGCAUGACUUUGAGAUGUUACAGUACAUAACUAACCAACUAGGUAUCAAUCUUAUUAGCUUUAAAGAGUAUAAAACAGAAGAACUUUUAGUAUUCAAUAAUGAACAACUAAAAGUAAAUACAAAAAGAUACUACCCCGGAAACUUGUCAGAAGACCUUCAAACAAGUAUACUUUACGACUGCACUCAACAAGGAAAUGGUGAAACUGAGCUUAGUAGUAUAGCUAGUAGCAAAUCUUCUAUAAGAGAGUUAGACAAACAUGAAAUUAGUAAUAAUUGCUGUAUACACAAAAUAGACGAAGAUACUUCACAAAUAUAUACUGGAAUGUGUACAAAUUGUUAUAGUUUAGAGAAUGUAGCAGCUAGUGAAGCUGACUACUUCAAAAUAAUAUCUAAAAUUAAAUCAGAGAAUUUACUAGGUAAAAAAGCUUUAUUAUUUGUAUGGGAACUUCAUAAAAUGAUAUGGUAUAGUUAA
This is a messenger RNA of Cryptosporidium muris RN66, 1908 nucleotides long. Its product is annotated as DEAD/DEAH box helicase family protein. The transcript has a single exon. Gene Ontology annotation, molecular function: ATP binding; RNA helicase activity; nucleic acid binding. NCBI's taxonomy places the organism in Eukaryota, Apicomplexa, Conoidasida, Eucoccidiorida, Cryptosporidiidae. The record is from RefSeq and is a predicted model, not a curated record. The coding region runs from base 1 to 1908 and encodes 635 amino acids.